Molecule: messenger RNA, 1164 nt
Organism: Hymenoscyphus albidus
Lineage: Eukaryota; Fungi; Ascomycota; Leotiomycetes; Helotiales; Helotiaceae
Source: the annotation of a GenBank genome assembly
AUGGGUGCCACAUUGUCCCAAUUCUUCCCUCCUACCCCUAGUUUGACGGAGAACAAUCUACCAAGCCAGCAAGGACGAACUUUUCUCAUCACAGGAGGGUACUCAGGCGUUGGUCUGGAGCUCUCGAAAAUUCUAUACUCUGCUGGUGGGAGUGUCUACAUAGCAGGACGUUCCGAAAGUUCUGCUCGAGCUGCAAUCGAAGAAAUCAAAGCGGGAGCGAAAAACGUGGAAGGCGCUGGGCAUUUGUCAUUUCUAUAUCUUGAUCUAUCGGACCUCAGUUUGAUUAAAGGUUCGGCGAUGGAAUUUCUUGAAAAAGAGGGGAGAUUAGAUGUUCUUUUCAACAAUGCUGGGGUCUCUCAACCGCCUGUGGGAAGCGUAAGCAAACAGGGGCAUGAACUUCAGGUGGCCACGAACUGUCUUGGUCCUUUUCUGUUCACUUCUCUUCUUCUACCCGUUUUGAGAGAAACGGCUGCGAGUUUAAAUGCUCCGGAAGGAUCGGUACGAAUUGUUUGGACGUCUUCCCAGGUUGUUGACUUAUCUGCACCCACAGGUGGCCUUGUAAUGCAGGAGCUUGAUACGCCACCUAAAGAUAAUUUUGGAAAUUAUGUCAAUAGCAAGACAGGAAAUUGGUUUUUGGCUAGUGAGUUUGGAAAACAGGUGAAAAAUAACGGAAUAUUGAGUGUAGUGCAGGUAAGCGAUUGCUCGUAACGUUUCUACUAAAACUACCCUGCUACUAGAAAUUCAGCCAGAUGUCUUCCAAAGAAACCAACUUGCGCGAAGAAUCCAGGAAAUCUAAAGACCAAUCUGAUGAGGAACAAAAUAUGGAUGAUGUACAUGAGUUACCCACUUCUUUACCCAGGAAAGCUAGGCGCAUACACAGCUUUAUGGGCUGGUGUUAGUCAUGAAUUGAAUCUGGAUGAUUCUGGAGGAUAUGGUCUGUCUCCCAAAUCCACGCCCGCAUCCAUGUCACUAUCACAUGUUUCUUGUAAAAUUUUGCCCGUAAUAUACUAAUGUAACGUCUCUUCAGUAAUUCUGUGGGGCAGAAAGCAUCCUGGACCACGAGUGGAUCUUCUUGAUGCUCUGAAGACCAUAGAGGAAGCUGGCACUGGAAGAGCAAAUGAGUUUUGGAAGUGGUGUGUGGCAAAGACAGUUGAUUACUCUUGA